AUGCUGAUGACGAUGCUGCCAAUAUGGUCGAAACUGUGUGGACCCAGUUCUACGUCAUUUACUGACUUGCUAGCAAUCGACGGAGUCAGGGAGUCUUUGGGACUCUCCUUCAAAAAUGCGAAGGAGCUGAAUGCAAUCAUUGACUAUGAGUUGCCAACCAGAUGCCCGAAAUUCAGGCAUGAACAGGUUAUCAUUGCUGGCGAGGCUUUUGAUGUGUACUACCGUGAUGUUAUCGAGUGCAUUAAGGCACUCUACGGUGAUCCCAAUUUUGCGGAUUAUCUCGCAUUCACUCCAGAGUGGCAUUAUGCCGACGAAGAUCAGACCACACACUUGUUCCAUGACAUGCAUAGGUGGUGGGACACUCAGGCUGCCUACCCAGUUUACCUGACAAUCGGAAACAUACUGAAGGAGAUCCGUCGUAAACCUUCACGCAGCACACACAUCCUCCUUGGGUAUCUGCCCACCACCUAUCUCGAACACAUAUCCAAUAAAGCCUCUCGCCAUCAUACUAUCUCCAACUUGUAUCACGCGUGCAUGUCUUGCAUACUGGGCCCACUCAAAAGUGCGGGAUUGGAUGGUGUCAAGAUGUGCAGUGGUGAUGGCGCUCUUCACCGCUGUCACCCUUUGUUUGCCUCCUUUGUCGGGGAUUAUCCAGAGCAGCUCCUAGCUACGGGCGUGAAGUUUAUGGAGUGCCCUAAGUGCAAUGUUGACGCUGGUGACACCGGGAGCAACACAGUAGCCUUUCACCUGCACAAUCUGGGCUCAGUGCUAGAUGCACUUGCUGCUCUUGAUCAUGGAAGUCUUGCAUUUGUCUGUGUGUGCGCUGCUGUAGGCAUCAAGCCCAUUGUUUACUCAUUCUGGGAGGAUCUCCCCUUUGCAAACAUCUUUCGUGCUAUCACCCCUGAUGUACUACAUCAGCUGUACCAGGGCCUAGUAAAACAUCUUGUCCAGUGGCUCUCAGAAGCGUGUGGAGCGGCUGAAAUCGACGCUCGAUGUUGCUGUCUCCCUACGAACCACAACAUACAAUUAUUUACAAAAGGGACUACUGGAUUUUUGUACCUCGCACAAUAUCCCUGCCACAGCUCCGAAACUCUAGAACUAUUGCAGGUGGCACUAGACACUUUCCACAACAACAAGGGUAUUUUCAUCGACCUUGGUAUAUGGAAGAAUUUCAACUUACCGAAGCUCCACGCUGCUCGCCAUUACCCCCAUAUGAUCAUGCUGUUCGGUACAACAGAUAACUACAAUACUGAAUACACCAAACACCUCCACAUUGACAUCGCGAAGGACACUUACCGUGCGACAAACCACAAGGACGAUGUAACGAUGGUCGCGGUGCUGGGCUUGGAACCAGGCAAUCCAACACCUACGUUCAUACCAUUCCCCAACCUCCCUUGA
This is a messenger RNA of Suillus bovinus, 1398 nucleotides long. RefSeq lists its product as uncharacterized. NCBI's taxonomy places the organism in Eukaryota, Fungi, Basidiomycota, Agaricomycetes, Boletales, Suillaceae. The coding region runs from base 1 to 1398 and encodes 465 amino acids. The record is from RefSeq and is a predicted model, not a curated record. The transcript is spliced from 5 exons.